This is a messenger RNA of Ustilago hordei, 2019 nucleotides long. RefSeq names its product putative SSC1 - mitochondrial HSP70 member. Bases 1 to 2019 code for a protein of 672 amino acids. The record is from RefSeq and is a predicted model, not a curated record. Gene Ontology annotation, molecular function: misfolded protein binding; ATP-dependent protein folding chaperone; ATP binding. Gene Ontology annotation, biological process: protein refolding; cellular response to unfolded protein. The transcript is spliced from 3 exons. Lineage: Eukaryota; Fungi; Basidiomycota; Ustilaginomycetes; Ustilaginales; Ustilaginaceae. Gene Ontology annotation, cellular component: mitochondrion; cytoplasm.
AUGUUCUCUCGUGGUAUCCGUGCCGCCGCUCCGGCGACAAGGCUCUUGAGCCAGCCUCUCCGCUCCGCCGCUCCCGGUGUUGCCCGCUUGGCACCAAUUGGCGCCCGUUUCGCCUCCGGCAAGGUCUCUGGCCCCGUUAUCGGUAUCGAUUUGGGAACUACCAACUCAUGCGUCUCCGUCAUGGAGGGCCAGCAGGCCCGUGUCAUUGAAAACUCGGAAGGUGGCCGAACAACUCCCUCCGUCGUUGCUUUCACCAAGGAUGGCGAGCGUCUGGUUGGUCUCCCUGCCAAGCGACAGGCCGUCGUCAACCCCGAGGCUACCCUUUUCGCAACCAAGCGUCUUAUUGGCCGAAAGUUCCAGGACAAGGAGGUUCAGAAGGACUUGAACAAUGUUCCCUUCAAGAUUGUUCCCCACUCCAACGGUGACGCCUGGCUUGAGGUCCGAGGUGAGAAAUACUCUCCCUCGCAGAUCGGUGCUUUCGUUGUCGGCAAGAUGAAGGAGACCGCCUCCGGCUACCUCGGCAAGCCCGUCAAGCACGCCGUUAUCACUGUUCCUGCUUACUUCAACGACUCGCAGCGUCAGGCUACCAAGGACGCCGGUGCCAUCGCUGGUCUUGACGUUCUCCGUGUCAUCAACGAGCCCACCGCCGCUGCCCUUGCUUACGGUCUCGACCGCGACGACUCGUCCGUUAUUGCCGUCUUCGACUUGGGAGGAGGUACUUUCGAUAUCUCGAUUCUCGAGAUGCAGAAGGGUGUCUUCGAGGUCAAGUCGACCAACGGCGACACUCACCUUGGUGGUGAGGACUUUGACAUUGUCCUUGUCGAGCACCUCGUUAACGAGUUCAAGAAGGAGUCUGGUCUCGAUCUGUCCAAGGACCGCAUGGCCAUUCAGCGUAUCCGUGAGGCUGCCGAGAAGGCCAAGAUCGAGCUUUCCAGUGCUUCUUCCACCGACAUCAGCUUGCCUUACAUCACUGCCGAUGCUUCCGGUCCCAAGCAUAUCAACACCAAGAUGAGCCGUGCUCAGCUCGAGGGUCUCGUUGGCAAGCUCGUCGACCGCACCGUCGAGCCAUGCAAGAAGGCUCUUGCCGACGCUGGCUGUAAGCCCUCGGACAUUCAGGAGGUCAUCAUGGUCGGUGGUAUGAGCCGUAUGCCCAAGGUUCUCGAGACUGUCAAGAACAUCUUCAAGCGUGACCCAAGCAAGGGCGUCAACCCCGACGAGGCCGUCGCUAUCGGUGCUUCCAUUCAGGGUGGUGUUCUUUCCGGUCAGGUUACCGAUGUUCUUCUCCUCGAUGUUACUCCUCUUUCCCUCGGUAUUCAGACUCUCGGCGGUGUCUUCACCCGUCUCAUCAACCGCAACACCACCAUCCCCACCAAGAAGUCGCAGGUCUUCUCCACCGCCGCUGAUGGCCAGACUGCUGUCGACAUCCAGGUCUACCAGGGUGAGCGUGAGCUCGUCCGUGACAACAAGUUGCUCGGUAACUUCCAGCUCACCGGUAUCCCUCCCGCACCCAAGGGUGUCCCUCAGAUCGAGGUCACCUUCGACAUCGACGCCGACGGUAUCAUGCACGUUUCUGCCCUCGACAAGGCAACCAACAAGGACCAGUCCAUGACCAUCUCUGCUGGUUCCGGUCUUAGCGACAACGAGAUCGAGAAGAUGGUUGCCGAUGCCGAGCAGUACGCCGAGGCUGACAAGGCCCGCAAGGCUGUCAUUGAGGAGGCUAACCGUGCCCACUCGGUCUGCUCUGAGACCACCAAGGCUAUGCAGGAGUUUAGCGAGCAGCUUCCAGCCGAGGAGAAGGAGAAGCUCAACGUUCUCAUCAAGGAGACCGAGGAGCUCGCCUCCAAGGGAUUGAACGGUGACGCUGAGGUCGAGGCCCAAACCAUCCGUGAAAAGAUCGACGCUACCCAGCAGGCUUCGCUCCAGCUCUUCAAGCUCGUUUACGAGAAGAAGGGUCAGUCCGGUUCCUCUGAGAACGCCGGCGAGUCCAAGCCUGAGGGUGAGGGUGAGAAGAAGCAGUAA